Ustilaginoidea virens is the source of this 708-nucleotide messenger RNA. RefSeq lists its product as uncharacterized. Bases 1 to 708 code for a protein of 235 amino acids. Lineage: Eukaryota; Fungi; Ascomycota; Sordariomycetes; Hypocreales; Clavicipitaceae. The record is from RefSeq and is a predicted model, not a curated record. The transcript has 2 exons.
AUGGUCUCUACAGCUGGAGGAAUCAUCAUCGCCAUCCUCGUUCUGCUCGUUGCGGCGGCGAUUGGCUGGGUCGUUUUCACACAGAUGCGCGCCCGCAGAUUAGGUCUGCCCUCGCCCACGCUCUCCUCCUAUCUACCGUGGAAACGAAACGAAAGCCCGUACGGCCCCCCCCAGCCCGCGCCGGGCGGCAUCGUCGGCUGGGUCAACGACCAGGUGCGCAAGGUCAAGAUCCGCAAAAACCGAUCGGCUACCGGGGCGUACGAGCCGACGCCUCUGCACGGCGCUGCCGGCGCGCGCCGCGGCUUCGACCCGCUGGAUCCCGACGAGGCGUGGGAUACCCGCGUUGGCCAUGAGGCCGACGGCUACGGAUACCCCGAGGAGCGAGAGUUUGAUAGACGUGGCCAGACCGAGUAUGGCGGCGCCGGCGGCGGAAGCUACAGCAUGAAUCUCGCUGCGACGCCGGUGCCCGACGAGGACGACGAGGAGCGAGGCCGGCCGGGUCGCCUUUCUGUCGGGUCCGUCGGCAGGAACCCGUUUGACGACGACGCCGUGUCCAGCCUGCGAGGCGUGAGCCCUCGGCCUAUCGAGACGUACGAGACUGCCGCCGCGCCAGGUUUGCAGGCGAAACGAGGUAGCGCAGACGCGGACGCUGCCAGCGCCAGGAACAGCCCCACGGAUAGGAGAUUUGCAUUCCGGGAGAAUGUCUGA